This is a messenger RNA of Crotalus tigris (Tiger rattlesnake), 3253 nucleotides long. RefSeq names its product mitochondrial transcription termination factor 4 (gene MTERF4). Gene Ontology annotation, biological process: regulation of DNA-templated transcription; mitochondrial ribosome assembly. Gene Ontology annotation, cellular component: mitochondrion. Bases 1816 to 2883 code for a protein of 355 amino acids. Gene Ontology annotation, molecular function: double-stranded DNA binding. The record is from RefSeq and is a predicted model, not a curated record. NCBI's taxonomy places the organism in Eukaryota, Metazoa, Chordata, Lepidosauria, Squamata, Viperidae. The transcript has 4 exons.
GUUUGGUUUUAAAAAGUCCUUUUGAGGAAAAAUAUAUUUUUCUGCCCUUUUUAAUAUUUCUUCUCUGGGCUAACUUUCAUCAUUAGUUUUAUUGUUUCAUUCUUCCAAAUUAAUCCCUAGAGCAUGGGUGUCAAACUCGCCAUGUCACGUGAUGUGUUGCGACUCUUUGCAUUGCCGGUAAUGGGGUGGGCGUGGCUUCAGUAUGAUGAAACUGGCCUGCGGGCUGGCAGUUUGGCACCCCUGCUCUAGAGCAUUCUCUAAAAUGUAUAUUUGUGAAGAAAAAUCUAUUAAUACCCAAAUUUUGAAUUUGUGGUUCAAAAUAUCAAAGUAUCUUUAAAUUGAGAUAUUUAUCUCAUUUCAAAUGUCAGAUGGUUAGUAUCACUUUUAUAUUGCUUUCAGUUUCAGUUAAAAAUUGAUUAGAUACAUAUAUAAGAUCCACAAAUCUUAAUAAAGAUAGAAUUUGGAAAAUUAAUCAGAAUCAAACAUGCUAAAUCAGAAAUACAUUGCCCCAGUAAGACAUGUAAUCAAACUCAGAAUAAAUUAUAUCACUUAUAUAAAUAGGGAUAUUAUAUAAAAUAAUUUAAAAGCAGAAAGGACCUAUGAAAAGCUACAAAGAACCAACCUUGGAUGGAACCAUUGGAGGAGUUGCAGCAGGGUCUGUCAAAAGCUGGGAAGUAUGGAAAUCGUUGAAUAGAUUGCACAUGAAUAGAACAAAAUCUAGAGAUAUUCUGAACAAACGGGCCUAUCUGGUGGCCUCUGCCCUUUGCAAUAUUGGGGACAUACAGACAACACAUAUGCACGUUUGUCCUUUGUGUCCUGAUCAGUGCACAUUUGAGGACCUCAUGGCAGCGUGACAGUGCAAUUAAUUAAUUUGGGGCAAGAUGUUUAAUGUACAUAUUUUAAUCUUGUAUUUUAUAUUUUAAAUUUUAUGUCAUAGUAUGCCUUAUUUAAUUGUGAUGCUUCUGACACAAGUAAACAAUAGCGAUAAUUUAACUCAAUUUAAUUCCCCUUCACCUCACUUUUAAAAAAAUUAUGAACCAUUCCAAUGAUUGGACAUUUGAAGCUAGGUUUCCCUGAUUCUUUAAUGUUUUCCCUUCACACUGAAAUGCUUAAGACAUAGAAAGCUGAUGCUUUUUGGUGUUGCAAAAAAACCGAUUCAAGCGAUGGACAUUCACAAAGUCUUAUAGGUCACAUUUGUCUUCCAUAACAGUAAAAAAAUCCUGAUAUUUUUUAAAAAAUGUUCCUAUGUCGUGCAAAAUUGUGGAUCUGAGGUACCACUUCAGUGCAUUUUUGUGCUGUGGCAAUAUCAGAAACAGUUCUAUAAUCAUGCUAAUUUACGUAAGUAGAUGGGCGUAAUCUACGACUGUUGCUGCCAAGUAAAAUUGAAAUAUACAUAAGGGACUGCAGCACAAAUGUUAGUUUUUGUCAUUUUUCUGCAAUAUAGUGACCGAAACGACUUGUUUUCUGGAGAUGUAAUCGGAUUCUUUCGGGUAGAUCCUAUACAAGCAAUAUGAAUAUCCAUAAGAAUCGGACUUUUACUCAAGUAGGACUCUACAAAUAUCAGGUGUGAUACGCCCUUAACUACUCUUGGGAAAGAUAAUCGAGCACUCCACCUGUUCACAUUUCUGAUUUGGCCCCGCCGGGUUUUCAUUCAUAACCUUUUACAACUAAUUCAAGGUAUUUCUAUCCGCCCUUCGGUUGCUCUACGGAACAUUUUUUUCCCGUUUCCAGCUUCCGUUUCGGUAGGAAAGCGUUUACGCGAACACCUUCCUCUUUCGUUUUCUCUACUUGCCCAAGCAGCGAAAGCUCUGAGAAAUGCUGAAUAUGAAAUUAGCAAUCCGCUAUUGGCGCAUUUUUGAGAAAUACAGCUUUCCCCUCUUUGCCUAUGACUAUAUCCAUUUAACGUCUGUCAGUGUACUACCAGUUACAUUUUGGUGGUCUCAUCAACACCUAGAUUGCAGAUUGAUUAGUACCAGAUCUUUUGUACAAAGCAAAAAAGGUCUGCCCCCUUAUAGGUCAAAUUAUGAAUGCUCUCCAAAGCCCCAAGAAACUUUAAAUAAUAUACUAGUAGAAGAAGUAAAAGCAACUGAUGUGGACUAUUUGAAACUAGAAGAGGACACAAGUGCUUAUGUUAACCUGGGAUUCAGUCCUGCUCAGAUAACACAGCUAUUUAGCUUGCAGCUGGAUGUACCAUUUCAGUCAAAAUUGACUGCAAUUUCAGAAUUACUCCUAUUGGGUUUAAGCAUAACCACAAUACUGAAGACCUUAGAAAAGAAGCCUGAACUGCUGAGAAUGUCACCAAAACAUUUGAAGGAACGUGCAGAUCUUCUGAGGAGAUUUGGCUUAGAUGCAGGCAGCGUUAACCAUGUGGCAGUACAUUUUCCAAGUAUUUUUACAAUACCACACAAGAGAAUCAAAGCCCUAGAGAGUCUCCUUAAAGAAAAAUGUCUCUUCACAAUGGCACAAGUAUCAAAAAUUCUACGAACAAGUCCACAGCUCCUUUUAGAAGAGUUAGACGAUGUAGAAUACAAAUUCCAGUUUGCCUAUUUCAGGAUGGGAAUUAAACAUGCAGAGAUAGUGCAGUCUGGUUUCUUCCAAGCAUCACUGGCUGAAAUAAACAAACGAAUACAGUUUUUGGAGCGCUUAGGACACUAUCAAACUCCUGAUAAGAAAGGACAGACCCAAAUUGUCAAUCCCAAACUGAAGAGAAUUAUUAGAGCAUCUGAACAGGAUUUUGUGACUGAAAUAGCCUGCUCUUCAAUUGAAGAAUAUGAGGUCUUUAAGAAGUUGUUGGCUGAUGAAGAAGAGCAGAGGAAGCAACAGAAGGAAACAAUGGAAGAAUUAUCAGAUUCAGAGAACGAUAAUGGAGCUGAUUCUGAAUAAUUUUGCAAUUAAAAGUUUUUGCUAUCUGGUAGUAGUAGUAUUUGCUUGCCUUUUUAAGAUAGGAAGGAGGGAGCUGAUGGAUACUUCUGAUAAUAGAGAAAUGAAUAUUUUUAAAUGAGAUUAAAAAAUAAAAGGCAGGUAGGGAAAUCAAAUUCAAAAUAUCAAUUCAUAAAUAUGGCUUUAAAUAAAGUUUCUAAAUGGUAGCCUUAUUUGAAAAGAAAUGUUUUUUUAAAUGCAAUUUUUAUAGCUAACUCCAGGAAUCCUUUCAUUCUUAAAAAAAAAGCAGAAUGAUUUUGAAAUAAAUUAUAUAUUUAGUCUAAAAUGAGAAAAAAACAAGGUAACUUUAAUAAAAUAAAACCUUUUUACUUUA